AAUGGCGUCGACGAGUCUGGGGAGUCUGGGGAGCCAGCGCUGAAGCUUCUUGCCAGGUUGGCUGGUGACGCCCGGUGUGGCGGGGCCCCGCUGCCGUGGGACGGACGUGCCCACCUUGUGGGCUCCUGGGCCAGCGCUGGCGGAGCCUAGCGAGACUGGGCGACUGCGGGGGCGCCUCCGAGAGGAGCCGGGGGUGUUAGAAAGAGGCUGCGGGGGGCGCUCGGGCUCGCUCCGGGUUCGCAGCCCAGGCCCGGCAGAGCCCCUGCGGAGCCCGAGAGGCGGGCUGUGGAAGGGCUGGAGGCGACCCAAGGAGUUGACAGUGCCACAGCUUAUUUGUGCGGCUCUGAAAUUAGCUCAGACCUUGAGUGAUCAUGUCUGGCACCAACAGCCCCGAGGCGGUGAAGAAGCUGCUGGAGAAUAUGCAGAGCGACUUGCGGGCCUUGUCACUGGAGUGCAAGAAGAAAUUCCCACCUGUCAAGGAGGCUGCUGAAUCAGGAAUAAUAAAAGUUAAAACAAUAGCUGCAAGAAACACGGAAAUUUUGACAGCAUUGAAAGAGAACAGCUCAGAGGUUGUACAGCCUUUCCUAAUGGGUUGUGGAACCAAGGAACCGAAGAUCACUCAGCUAUGUUUGGCUGCCAUUCAGAGACUCAUGUCACAUGAAGUUGUGUCUGAGACUGCUGCUGGGAAUAUAAUUAACAUGCUUUGGCAGCUAAUGGAAAAUAGUCUUGAAGAACUUAAGCUACUUCAAACAGUUCUUGUUCUUUUAACAACCAAUACAGUAGUCCAUGAUGAGGCACUUUCUAAGGCAAUUGUUCUUUGUUUUCGACUACACUUCACAAAAGAUAAUAUUACAAAUAAUACAGCUGCUGCUACAGUGCGACAAGUUGUUACUGUGGUUUUUGAGAGAAUGGUUGCUGAAGAUGAACGAUACAGAGAUAUUAUAGAACAGCCAGUACUGGUGCAAGGAAAUAGUAACAGAAGAUCUGUCAGUACUCUCAAACCUUGUGCUAAAGAUGCAUAUAUGCUUUUCCAGGAUCUUUGUCAAUUGGUUAAUGCUGAUGCCCCUUACUGGCUAGUAGGCAUGACAGAAAUGACUCGGACAUUUGGCCUUGAAUUGCUUGAGUCAGUCCUCAAUGAUUUUCCACAAGUCUUUUUACAGCACCAGGAAUUUAGUUUCCUCCUCAAAGAAAGAGUAUGUCCUCUUGUGAUAAAACUCUUUUCUCCAAAUAUAAAGUUCAGACAAGGUUCAAGUACUUCAUCUUCCCCAGCACCUGUUGAAAAACCAUAUUUUCCUAUCUGUAUGCGAUUGCUGAGAGUGGUUUCUGUCCUGAUUAAGCAGUUUUAUAGUCUUUUGGUAACUGAAUGUGAAAUAUUUCUGUCACUUUUGGUGAAAUUUCUGGAUGCAGAUAAACCACAGUGGCUACGAGCUGUUGCGGUUGAAUCAAUACACAGAUUAUGUGUGCAGCCUCAGCUGUUAAGGUCAUUUUGUCAGUCCUAUGAUAUGAAACAACAUUCUACCAAGGUUUUUCGUGAUAUUGUGAAUGCACUGGGAUCAUUUAUCCAGUCCUUGUUUCUUGUUCCUCCUACUGGAAAUCCUGCUACAACCAACCAAGCUGGCAACAAUAAUUCAGGUGGCCCAGUCUCAGCUCCAGCUAACUCAGGAAUGGUGGGAAUUGGUGGAGGUGUUACUUUGCUACCAGCAUUUGAAUAUAGAGGAACUUGGAUACCUAUUCUGACAGUAACAGUUCAAGGCAGUGCUAAAGCCACCUACCUAGAGAUGCUGGACAAAGUUGAGCCUCCAACUAUACCAGAAGGUUAUGCCAUGUCUGUGGCAUUCCAUUGUUUGCUAGACCUUGUUCGGGGAAUCACUAGUAUGAUUGAAGGAGAGUUAGGAGAGGUUGAAACAGAAUAUCAGUCUACCUCAGAAGUGGCUUCUUCACCAAUGCAUUCAUCAGAACAGCAAGAUUUACAGUCAACAUCAGACCAAAUGGAUAAGGAAAUAGUUAGUAGAGCUGUUUGGGAAGAAAUGGUGAAUGCUUGCUGGUGUGGUCUUCUUGCUGCACUCUCACUCCUUCUUGAUGCCAGCACAGAUGAAGCUGCCACUGAGAAUAUCUUAAAAGCUGAACUGACUAUGGCUGCUCUUUGUGGAAGACUGGGCCUUGUAACUUCAAGAGAUGCCUUUAUAACUGCAAUAUGCAAAGGUUCCUUGCCUCCGCAUUAUGCCCUUACUGUAUUGAACACCACCACAGCAGCUACACUUUCCAAUAAAUCGUAUUCUAUUCAGGGCCAAAGUGUUAUGAUGAUAAGUCCAUCAAGUGAGUCUCACCAGCAGGUUGUGGCAGUGGGUCAACCUCUAGCAGUCCAGCCUCAAGGGACAGUAAUGCUAACUUCCAAAAAUAUCCAGUGUAUGAGGACUCUGCUUAACUUGGCACACUGUCAUGGAGCUGUUCUUGGAACAUCAUGGCAACUUGUCUUGGCAACUCUUCAGCAUCUUGUAUGGAUUCUGGGAUUAAAGCCUAGUAGUGGUGGUGCCUUGAAACCUGGAAGAGCUGUAGAAGGACCUAGUACAGUUCUAACAACUGCAGUGAUGACAGAUUUACCAGUGAUUUCCAAUAUACUUUCAAGAUUGUUUGAAAGCUCGCAGUAUCUUGAUGAUGUAUCAUUACAUCAUUUAAUAAAUGCACUCUGUUCCUUAUCUCUAGAAGCAAUGGAUAUGGCCUAUGGAAAUAAUAAGGAACCAUCUCUGUUUGCUGUUGCCAAAUUGUUAGAAACUGGUCUAGUUAACAUGCACCGAAUAGAAAUUUUAUGGAGACCUCUCACUGGUCAUUUACUUGAGAAGGUCUGCCAGCAUCCAAACUCUCGAAUGAGAGAAUGGGGAGCAGAAGCUUUAACUUCACUUAUUAAAGCAGGAUUAACAUUUAACCAUGAGCCUCCACUUUCACAGAACCAGAGACUGCAAUUGCUUUUAUUGAAUCCAUUAAAGGAGAUGUCCAAUAUUAACCAUCCAGAUAUACGACUAAAGCAAUUAGAAUGUGUAUUGCAGAUUCUGCAGAGUCAGGGAGACAGUCUAGGACCUGGUUGGCCAUUGGUUCUUGGAGUCAUGGGAGCAAUCAGAAAUGAUCAAGGAGAAUCCUUGAUACGAACCGCAUUCCAGUGUCUUCAAUUAGUUGUGACAGAUUUUCUACCAACAAUGCCUUGUACUUGCUUACAGAUAGUUGUAGAUGUUGCAGGUAGCUUUGGACUUCAUAACCAAGAACUAAAUAUUAGUUUAACUUCAAUAGGUUUAUUGUGGAAUAUUUCAGAUUAUUUUUUCCAAAGAGGAGAAAUUAUUGAAAAAGAAUUAAACAAAGAAGAGGCAGCACAGCAAAAGCAGGCAGAAGAGAAAGGAGUGGUUUUAAAUCGGCCGUUCCACCCUGCGCCACCAUUUGAUUGCUUAUGGUUAUGUCUUUAUGCAAAAUUGGGUGAAUUAUGUGUGGACCCCCGUCCUGCUGUCAGAAAGAGUGCAGGGCAGACUCUGUUUUCUACAAUUGGUGCACAUGGAACUUUAUUACAGCAUUCAACCUGGCACACCGUUAUUUGGAAGGUUCUCUUUAAUCUACUGGACCGAGUUCGAGAGUCUUCUACAACUGCAGACAAAGAAAAGAUUGAAUCUGGAGGUGGCAAUAUUCUCAUUCAUCAUUCAAGAGAUACAGCAGAGAAGCAGUGGGCUGAGACAUGGGUAUUAACAUUGGCUGGAGUAGCAAGAAUUUUCAAUACCAGAAGAUAUUUACUGCAACCAUUAGGAGAUUUUUCAAGAGCUUGGGAUGUUCUUCUUGACCAUAUACAGUCAGCAGCACUCAGCAAAAACAAUGAAGUGUCUCUGGCUGCUCUGAAAAGCUUCCAGGAAAUUUUACAGAUUGUGUCCCCUGUCAGAGACUCAGAUAAGCCUGAGACUUCACCUGUAGUUAAUGUACCUGUGCCUGUCCUUAUUGGGCCUAUCUCAGGCCCUGGUUUAAGCCGGCCAUUCAUAAGAACAGAUUCUAUUGGAGAAAGACUUGGAAGAUAUAGUAACUCUGAGCCACCCAUAGUUACUGAUGAGCUUGAAGACUUGAAUCUCUGGUGGGCUGCGUGGAAUACUUGGUAUAGAAUUGGAUCUGAAAGCACUAAACCUCCUAUUACUUUUGAUAAACUAACUUUUAUUCCCAGCCAACCCUUUCUUACAGCUUUAAUUCAGAUAUUUCCAGCACUUUACCAACACAUAAAAACUAGUUUUAACAUGGAUGACUUGCAAAAGUUGGGAGUCAUAUUACACAGUGCUGUUUCAGUUCCAAUAAGUUCAGAUGCAUCUCCUUUUAUUCUUCCAUCUUAUACUGAAGCAGUUCUGACAAGUUUACAGGAAGCUGUACUUACAGCUUUAGAUGUUCUCCAAAAGGUAAUAUGUGUUUUUGAGAAAAAUAACCAAAUAUUGUAUAAAAAAAUAUUUUUUAAAUUACUGGCAUUUGUAGAAUUUUCCUGUAAACCUCCACAGUAUGGACAGCUGGAAACAAAGCACAUUGCAAAUGCAAAAUAUAAUCAGAUCCAACUAUUUGCACCGGCGGAAUGGGUAGCCUUGAAUUAUGUACCAUUUGCUGAAAGGUCUUUAGAAGUAGUUGUGGAUUUAUACCAAAAAACAGCCUACUAUCUUUAUUUUCAGGCUCUUAGAGUUCCUCUCAGUUUGAAGUAUUCCUGCCCUUCUGAAAGCACAUGGAAGCUAGCAGUAUCUUCACUCCUCAAAGUUCUUUCUAUUGGGCUACCUGUUGCCCGACAGCAUGCUUCUUCUGGAAAAUUUGACAGUAUGUGGCCAGAACUAGCCAACACUUUUGAAGACUUUCUUUUUACUAAAAGCAUACCUCCAGAUAAUCUCUCUAUUCAAGAGUUUCAAAGAAAUGAAAGUAUUGAUGUUGAGGUAGUUCAGCUUAUUAGCACUGAGAUACUACCUUAUGCCAAUUUUAUUCCUAAGGAAUUUGUUGGUCAGAUAAUGACUAUGCUUAACAAGGGCUCCAUACAUUCUCAGUCUUCUUCAUUUACAGAAGCAGAGAUUGAUAUUCGUUUGAGAGAAGAAUUUUCUAAAAUGUGUUUUGAAACACUGCUCCAGUUUUCCUUCAGUAAUAAAGUCACAACACCUCAAGAAGGCUACAUUUCACGAAUGGCACUCUCAGUGCUUUUAAAAAGGUCUCAGGAUGUGCUACAUCGCUAUAUAGAGGAUGAAAGAUUAAGUGGUAAAUGCCCUCUUCCAAGACAACAAGUAACGGAAAUCAUAUUUGUUUUAAAAGCAGUCAGUACUCUCAUUGAUUCACUUAAGAAAACUCAGCCUGAGAAUGUUGAUGGAAAUACCUGGGCACAAGUAAUUGCCUUAUACCCAACUUUAGUAGAAUGCAUCACCUGCUCAUCUUCAGAAGUCUGCUCUGCACUUAAAGAGGCACUGGUACCCUUUAAGGAUUUCAUGCAACCACCAGCAUCCAAAGUUCAAAAUGGAGAAUCUUGACCAGCUACAAUACAUUUGAAGGAAGAAAAAUAUCCUAAAGAUUGUUUGCUUCUUAGUCUUCUGUAAGAAGGACAUUUCUUACUACAAAUGAUUCUUGGCAACUGUUGUUUGCCUCCUUUGAAUUGUAAUUACCUGAAUUCAGUAAUUCAUAUUACAAGCUUACACAUCAACAAAGGCUCAUGAAUGAGUAGCAGUGCAAGCCUUUAAUAAAUUAAACUGAUGGAAGGGAUCAGUUAAUACUAUAACAUAGCUGCUACCAUAUCUUCAGUUGGUGAUUUAAAAGUGAGCUUAUGUACAGUUUGUGGUGUAUGUGUUAAUGAUGUACUUUUUAAAAAGAAAAGAUAUUUCAAUUCCGUCAGAUUUAUUAGGCUGGUGUUUUUGCACCCUUUUUCAGGUACAAAAUUGUACUAAAAUUUUAUGCAAGAUUGUACUGUAACAUUCCAUAUUAUCUACAACCAGCCUUUGUAAACAAAGGGAACUGAUAUACUUGUGUGUAUAAUAAAUGGUACAGUUCUGUAUAAAAUAGUUGAAUUUAUUGUUUAAAUUUUAAAAAUAUUGAUAAUGUUAAAUGCUUGAAGCUCUAUUAUUAAUUCAAAAUUAUUUGCUCACCUUUUUUCUUUAAUUUGCCUUCUUAUGCAGCAAAUAAGUUUACCAUGUAAAUCAUACAGUUAGCUUCUUGUUUAUUUUAUAUGUAUUGUUAGUGACCAUUAACAUCCAACUAGAAAGGUCAUGUGAACACAGCAGCAAAUAGUCUAUGACCUGCUGAUUUUGCAACUUUGAAAUAUAGGUUAUUAACCUAAUACAUUGAGAUAAUUAUAGCACUAUGACUCCAUCAUACCUCAUUUAUUUAAAUCUCUCUCCAAACUUUCACUUAAGUCUGUUUUUAUAUUUGCUGUCUUUUAAAGACUUUUCAUAUUUUAUAUUUCUACUGAUUUUUUUCCUGUGACUAACAUUUGUCACUGUCUUUGAAUUAUUACCCAGACAAGAUUUCAGAUUUCCCAAAAUUUUGCCUGGGAGAUUUUGUUCAUUUCAGUGCUUCAUUUUGUAAUGUUUUCACGAGAAGGAAAAUAACUAUAGUAACCCACAUGUAAAAAAUGUGUGUAUGUAUUUCAAAACAAUGACAAGUGUAUUUUUGGAAAUAGACAAACAUUUAGAAGUAUAGUAAACUUACUGUCUUGGAGUAAAAUGCUAGUUUUUGUUUCACUCUCCUAUCCUAGUGAAGAAGAAAAGUGCUCUUGAGUACAUUAACGUGUUUCUUUAAAAACUGACCUAGCUCACUGUAUUUUUUAUUUAAUGUAUUAUGCUAUUAUAAUAUUUUUCUUCUGAGUUAAAUUUUCAUAAUCACUUAUGUGAAAACAUGAAGAUGUUUAAAACAAAUGAUUAUUCAUAAGAAAUAAUAAUGGUCUUGGUAUUAGUGUACUGGAAGGAUUUUUUAUUUUAAUAGAAUUUAUAAAUUUCAGCCCCUCUAGAAUAAUCCUAAAACUGCAAGGAGAUGUUAGAAUUGAGUAAUGAAGGGAAUGCAAUUUGGGGGUCUCUUGUAAUUGUGUAAUUAUUUAAUUUGCACUAUUAUCUGUAAACAUGGUAAGGCCUAGUUUUUGAGGGAAUGUGUUUAUUUAUAUGAAUCAGUGAAUUUCUAUUUUAUUAUUUCACCUGAUAUUAAGGUAAAAUAUGGCUUUUCAUAGAUUUUACUUUCAGCAUUUUCCUUAAAGUUGUGGGGAAAAAAAUUACCCAAGCUUAAUUUUCUAUAUUUGAAUAGGUUAAGUUGGGAAUUUAAAAAGUAUGAAUAUCUUGAUAGAGUAUUGAAGUGGAAUAACAAGGGUAGUAUACCAUUUUAGUAACAUGUUAAAAAUAUUGCCAUGAACUUACAUGAAGUAAAAAUGUCUAUUUUUGAGAAAUAACAGAUCAAUUGCAUUCAGAAUGAUUGUUCUCCAGUGAAGGUUAAAUAUGAGUCAAGGGUAUACAGCAUACAUUUAUAUAAACUGAAUAGUUUAACUUUCAAUACUAGGACCAUGGCCUGCUGUUCAGAACACAUUAAUGUGAUGAAUGUGUUAAUACCAUAAUCAGUGAAAGUCUUAGUGUCAAGCAUGUGAGCUGCCCCCUGGGUAGAAUAAUUGACAGACCUUUUCCCCCAGCAUAUCUCCUACAGCUCUCCAGGAGUCACUGAUAGCAAUUCAUGCUCUUGAGGCAAGCUUUCCUCUAGACUGUAUUUUUUGAAAAUAUCCGGACUCCAGGGAGAUUAACACAUUGACCUGGCCUUAUUAGUGUGAAUUGGGUUCUUUAGAAGAACUAGGUUGUAUAAAAUUGCUAGAUGCCAAGAGAUUCAAAAAGGAAGCUCCCAAAACUAUGUUCAUUUUGUUGCACAAGUGAGCCUGUUAACUAGUCCUUGAAAUAGUGCUAAUAAUGUUCUCUGGGAUACAUAUUAGAAAUACAAAGUAUUUAAAGCCUCACAUAAUCACUUUUUGUCACUGACAAGGCCUAUGUUGUAGUUUGAUGAACAAUAGGCAACAAUUGGAUGAUUAAUGAGGUUCUUUUCUAUUUUGUUCUUUAUAAACAAACAGUUUUUAAAUAGAUUGAUUUUCAGUUUCCAACAAUGUUAGCACUGCCAAGAAAGAAAAGUUCGUUUUGUAGUGUCUUAUUUAGGAUUUCUUUUUAACUAGUGUUAAAAGUUUUAUUAAUUUUAUUGCAUAUAUUCAUGAGUAACAUUUACUAGGAGCCUGUUUGAUGCCAUAAGGGGAAAAAAUGCUAUGAAGUCUGACUUUAAUUCUUUAUUUUUAAUUUUAUUAUAUAAAUAGCUAACUUUUAUGUUGUUUCUCUCCUGUUUUCCUCUCUGUGGUUAUUGAUUCCAAUUUUGCUACAUUCUUUAAAGAAUGUCAGCAGAAGGAAGAGAUGAACAAGUUAGUGAUAUAUUUUAUCAUGGAUGAUUAACAUUUCCUUUAAGUAGCAGGCCAAAAACAACUGUUAUUUGUUCUUUCUCAUAUAACUUUGAGUAUUUUGUUCAUUAUCACAAUUUGGUACCACUAGUCCUAGGUGAAAAGAUCCAAAUUUAAAAAUUGAGGGUGAGGUAGCAUAAAUUAUUGAACAGAACUAGGAAACAACUGAAAAGUAUAGUAUGCAUUAAUGAAGUGAUUAUUAUUACAUCGAUGUCAAUGAAGGACAGUGUAGUUAUUGUAUAAUGGCUAAUACAUUCUCCAUAUAGAAUAAUUUAGAUGGGUAACUAAAUCCUUAAAAAGACUGCUUGCUAUAUAGGGGGAUCUUUCUAGCCAAGGCAGAAUACUUUCAGGAACGAACCAACCUUUGAUUACUACAGAAAUUAACUGGAAAUGUAGAAACCCUGGAAUGGAUCAAAGUCUGGACCCAAAAUAUUGUGGUCUAUAGUAUUUUUGUUUUUGUUUUGUUUUUGAUAGAAAACUACCAAAAAUGUGUACAGAAGUGGUCUCUUUGGAAGCCUUGCUAGCGUCUAAUAUGUUCCUUAGAUUUCCACUUAGUAGAUUUGGCAUUUUGGCAGAUAUGUGUAAUGUAUUAUAUUUUACUAUGCUUAGUGUUGCUGGAUCAUAUUUAUUUACAUUAUUAGUGAAUUUUGCUUUUUUUAAAAAAUCACCAUUUGUGAGAAGAACAAGAAUUCACAUCACAUGGUGUGUCACCAACUUAUAUUUAGUGGGUAAAUAGUUUUUUAAUAUUUCAUGACCAUUUGGAUUAAAGUUUUUUGUACUUCUGGAAAGUAGAGUGAUGCUUUCAUUUUGAAUGAAAAGUUUUUAUAGAUUGGAAAAAGAAAACUAAUAUCAUUAUGUCUUGAAUUGUAUGCAUACCACUUCAGAUGGGGUUAGAUAAAAUAAAUUUCCUAUAAAUUUAGUAAUUCAGAAUAUACCAGCAGUGGUUUUUUGUUUUUGUUUUUUUUUUUUUUUUAAGACAUGCCAGGAGUCCUUUUGUGAAUCUGAAUACACUUAGUAAUUUUGGCUAAUUGAAGGCAGUGAAGCUGAGGUUCUGCCUAUUCUUUGACUUUUAGCAGUAUAUUAACUUCUCAAGAUUCUCUUUCUUUUUCUUUUAACAGUACUGGCUAUUAAACUCAGGGAUUGUACCUGCUAGGCAAGUGCUCUACCACUGAGCAACAUUCCCAGACCUUUUCUUUUAUUAUUUUGAGACAGAGUCUCACUAAGUUCUUGAUACAAGCCUUGGACUUGUGAUCCUCCUGCCUCAGCCUGUGGAGUUGCUUGGGAUUACAGGCAUGUACCAUUGUGUCUGGCUCUGUUUCUUAUUUCUAAAGCAGAUAUUAUAAGUUGCUACUUUUUAAAGAAGAAAUGCAUAAUUUGAGUUUGAAAUUGAUUUCAUAAUAAUAUUCUUAGGGUAAUUAUUCAGGUCAUUUGAUAAAUGUACCACUAUAUUCUAACAUUUUUGUCAUCCCCCUCCUCCCCAGCCCACCAUAGGCAUCUUUUCUUUUUUUCUUUUUUCUUUCUUUUUUUUUUUUUUUAAUGUGUUUACCUUUUCCUCUUACUUUCUUCUGGCUUUUCUCUUUUCAUUUUUUAAUUCUCUGCCUCUUCUCAUUCUGUUCUUCCUUUAAUUCACCUCUCACUUGAUCAUAAGUAGCAGAACUAUUAAUGAUAAAACCACAGUUCACUACCUAAUAAGAUUUUGUAAGUCCUUCCACUUUGCCCACUAUGCUUAGUGUUAAUUGCUUAGUGUUAAAUAGAAGAACUUUAACUUGUUAUUCAUUUUGCAAAAAAUGAAGUUCCCCUGCCAUUUCAAAAUAGAAGAACAAGAUAAAGUAAUUGGUGACUAUAGCUUCUACUGUCUUUCUGAAUCCACAGGGAUUCUAUAACAUGAGGGAUGUAACUGCUAAAUUUGGAAACGAUCAUGUCUUUGCUGUGAUGUGAAUAUAGAGAGAUGAUGCCACUUUUCUCAAGGAGGAAUAUUUAAAAUCUGUUGACUUGAGGGUUUUUUGUGUGCCUGUAUUUUGUUGCUUUUUUCUUUUGGAAGAAGGUUGUUUUGUUUUUUAAAGAUAGGUGCUUUGAACUGUUUUAGAUUUAUGUUGUCCAAAUAUUACUUAUUGAUUGAUAAUAUUUGCACUGUCUACUUUGAGGAAGGAUUUGAGGCAGCCUAUUGUCCCUAUAUUUCAUCCAUUUGUUUAUCUGUUGCAAAGUAGUAAUUUUGUGGAACACCUAGGACACCUAGUUCUUAUCUCUGAAUCUUUCUAUACUAUCCAUAUGCUUGUUGCUUAUGUUUAUGCAGAGGUCAAUUAAAACAUUCCCAAUUA
Ictidomys tridecemlineatus (thirteen-lined ground squirrel) is the source of this 10752-nucleotide messenger RNA. Lineage: Eukaryota; Metazoa; Chordata; Mammalia; Rodentia; Sciuridae. The record is from RefSeq and is a predicted model, not a curated record.